UGAAUAUUGUAUCCUCUUUUUAUAUGAGGAGAACAGUUCUGAGAUAAGGUCCCUCCUAAUGAGUAUGUCCCUUGAUCUUCCUCACUACACUGACCUGGAGUGGAGACUGGAGGCACAACUGAGCUCUAGAUCACUGGAACGACAAGUACAACCAUCAAUACUACUGAGACUACAUGCUGAGGAGGAAGGUGUUCCUAGUGUUCAUACAAUAGAGACUGAUCCUGUUAAUCUCAUUCAUUUGACUAACAGUCUUGAGACAGCACUAGCUGAAAUAAAGAGUCAACAUUGCAGACGAAUAAUGAGGGGCAUUAAAUGAUAAAGUAGAAACAUUUUAGUCUGAUGUUAAUGUUUGUAUUUCUGUAUAAAACUAAAAUAAAGUGUGUCUGUGUUUCCUUGUGUUUGAACUGUUAAUGUAGCUGAAAACUUUUU
Molecule: messenger RNA, 429 nt
Organism: Amphimedon queenslandica
Lineage: Eukaryota; Metazoa; Porifera; Demospongiae; Haplosclerida; Niphatidae
Product: COMM domain-containing protein 2-like
Exons: 2
Coding region: 59-316 (85 amino acids)
Source: RefSeq, a predicted model, not a curated record